This is a messenger RNA of Penicillium egyptiacum, 945 nucleotides long. NCBI's taxonomy places the organism in Eukaryota, Fungi, Ascomycota, Eurotiomycetes, Eurotiales, Aspergillaceae. The record is from the annotation of a GenBank genome assembly.
AUGAAUGUCACCUUUUGCUUCUUCUGGGGGGCGAUAUCAGAGCAGUACAAGUCAAUACCACGCAACUAUCUCACACACAUCAUGGCGGGAAUCGUCAACGGACCUCUUUCUCUUUUCCGCAAGUCGGACUCUUCAAAACCUCUCCAUGCUCGAUGGGGGGAUGUGUCCAUCUCCGUACCUACAGAUGGCUCAUGGAACCAGUACGAUAAUCCCCAUCGACCCGUCAAAGAAAGAUCAGCGUAUGGGCCAGGAUACGUGCCCGACUGUUCUCCGCAAGACCGGACUCCCCGCCCAGUGAAAGAGGAGGACCCAGAAGACGACGUCAGAAGCGUUUGCAGUGCAGCUUCAACAAGCUCGCGGCGGAGCUCACUAUCUCUCGGAGCCCUGCGACCGGGCCGGCUUUCAGUGCGCCUCGCCUCGCGUCCCAAACAGUUGCGGGGCGAAACACAGAUAGAAAGAGAAUCCCACUCCGAGCAAAAGCGAAAUGAAUUUGCAUAUCGACCAAUUCGGCAAGACUACACCUCCGAAGUAAUCGAAAAGACAAUUCAGCCCAACAAUCGCUUCAAGUACAUUCCGACAAACGGACGGUACCUCCAAAGCUCAGGCACUGAGACUCCGCGCAGCCAAUCUGUCAACUCGCCCCGCAGCCCCCGCCCGCGGCACGGCUCGUUGUCCGAGUCUAGUGAUCGGCGAUACAGUGGUCGCGACCGCGAUCACUACACCCCCGCCGCCAGAGGGAGCGCGUACUACGAGGAAGACCGUCGCAGUUUGCACUCUACCAGCUUCCGUGAUAGCUCGGACAGCUCUGGUUCACGGUGGAAUUAUGGGCUACCGCCUAGACGGCGAACGUCAUCUUUUGUUCCAGCUGAUAGCAAGAGGGCUUCUUCAAUCUCGAAGUCUAUGACAUUGGCCAUGGUGCCUGAUCCUGAUGAUCUCUAUGAGUAA